Molecule: messenger RNA, 8696 nt
Organism: Cuculus canorus (common cuckoo)
Lineage: Eukaryota; Metazoa; Chordata; Aves; Cuculiformes; Cuculidae
Gene: TH
Product: tyrosine hydroxylase
Exons: 13
Coding region: 68-1546 (492 amino acids)
Biological process (GO): dopamine biosynthetic process from tyrosine
Cellular component (GO): perikaryon; cytoplasm; axon
Molecular function (GO): iron ion binding; tyrosine 3-monooxygenase activity
Source: RefSeq, a predicted model, not a curated record
AGCCCUGCCCUAUAAAAAUCUCGCAAGGAGCUGGGAAGCACAGAUCAGAGCUUCUGGAAGAGCAAAAAUGCCAACCCCGAACAUCUCCACCUCUGCAGCCAAAGGUUUCCGCAGGGCGGUGUCAGAGCUGGACUCCAAGCAAGCCGAGGCCAUCAUGUCUCCGCGGUUCAUUGGUAGACGUCAAAGCCUCAUUGAAGAUGCCAGGAAGGAAAGAGAGGCUGCAGCAGCAGCAGCCACUGAUGACACAGAGUCUACAGAGACCAUAGUCUUUGAGGAGAAGGAUGGGAAAGCCAUGCUGAACCUCUUCUUCAUGCUCAAGGGAUCCAAGACUUCACCACUGUCCCGUGUGUUUAAAGUAUUUGAGACGUUUGAAGCUAAAAUUCACCACCUGGAGACCAGACUUAGCCGAAAGCCCCGUGAAGGAAAUGCUGAACUGGAGUACUUCGUGCGCUGUGAAGUACACAGCUCUGACCUCAAUACUUUCAUUAGCUCCAUUAAGAGGGUCACAGAAGAUGUGAGGACCACUAAGGAAGACAAAUUUCACUGGUUUCCCAGAAAAAUCUGUGAAUUGGACAAGUGCCACCAUUUGGUCACCAAGUUUGACCCUGACUUGGAUCACGAUCACCCGGGCUACUCUGACCAAGUAUAUCGCCAGAGAAGGAAAUCGAUAGCCGAGAUUGCUUUUCAGUAUAAGCAAGGGGACCCAAUCCCUCAUGUGGAGUACACAGCAGAGGAGAUCGCUACCUGGAAAGAGGUGUACAGCACCCUGAAGAGUCUCUACCCCACCCAUGCCUGCAAGGAGUACCUUGAAGCUUUCAGUCUACUGGAGAAAUUCUGUGGCUACAAUGAGAACAACAUCCCUCAGCUGGAGGAGGUCUCCCGCUUCCUGAAAGAGAGGACUGGCUUCCAACUCCGGCCAGUGGCUGGCUUGCUGUCAGCACGGGAUUUCCUCGCCAGCCUGGCCUUCCGCGUCUUCCAGUGCACACAGUACAUCCGUCAUGCAUCCUCGCCCAUGCACUCCCCUGAGCCGGAUUGCUGUCAUGAGCUGCUGGGGCACGUCCCAAUGCUGGCUGACAAGACAUUUGCCCAGUUCUCUCAGGACAUUGGGCUGGCAUCUCUGGGAGCAACUGAUGAAGAAAUUGAGAAACUUGCAACACUUUACUGGUUUACGGUGGAGUUUGGGCUCUGCAGACAGAACGGGAUAGUCAAAGCCUAUGGAGCGGGCCUCCUGUCUUCCUACGGGGAGCUCAUACACUCCUUAUCAGAUGAACCAGAGGUGCGGGACUUUGACCCUGACGCAGCUGCCGUUCAGCCCUACCAGGACCAGAACUACCAGUCUGUAUAUUUUGUGUCUGAGAGCUUCAGCGAUGCCAAAAAUAAACUGAGGAACUACGCGGCACACAUCAAACGGCCCUUCUCAGUGAAAUAUGAGCCCUACACUCACAGCAUUGAGCUUCUGGACAGCCCUCAGAUGAUCUGUCACUCCCUGGAGAGUGUAAGGGAUGAGCUUCACUCUCUGAUUAAUGCACUCAAUGUUAUCAGUUAAUAUGAGAACUGGUGUCUUUCCUUCCCCUCUUCCCUGGCAGCCCCAAAAUGGCCUGCUCUGCCCUCACCUAGUUCCCAGCUGAUAGCUCCUGCCUGUCUUCUCCAAACACUUGCACCACUGUCUGUCACCCUGCAACCCCAACAGCUUUCCAAUUUUGUAUGUAGGGGCAGGUCAGAGGAGGGCAGGGGGGCAGACCCAAGGCCUGCUGGUGUUUUGGGUAGCAUUUCUGUUGACUGCCGGAAGAGGUGUAGCACAGACAAAAAGCAUGGCUAAACUAUAAAAUUGAAGUCAAGAGCUGUGUGCUAGGCUCCUGGAAACAACAAAGAGGAGAAAAGCUGCUUUAUUAUUAAAAAAAAAAAAAAAAGAAAGAAAAUUAAGAGAAAGAAAGAAAGAAAAAGAAUCUAUUUUUUUGCAGUUUGAGAGAAUAAAUUACUCUGCUUUUUUAGCUUCAAAGCAACUCUUAUAGAAACUACAUGAGGGACCCUUAAUCCCCACCAUAUUCUGCCUUUUUGCAGCCCCAUAUAUUGGGAGGUGGAGACAUGCCCUACAAGCUUUUCUGCCUGAACCAACCCUGUGAAUUUUGAAAUUUAGUCUCCCAGCCUCCCCUUAGCUUCUUACACAGAGGGAUGCUUGGGCAUGAACCCCUGAGCUGCACCACCCCACCAGGCUGCACUAAGCACCAUAGCUCCCCUGAACUUCUGAACUGACUGAAGCCAGGAGUUGCCUGUCUGGCAUAGAGCAGCCCUGAUCUGCUUUCAUCCUCCCAAACACAAGCACCGUAGAACAAGCCCUGGCUACCCUGGACCAGACUGUGGGCAUCCCCUUCAAGCCCUCUUUUAAAAGCUCUCACAGCAGGGAGUGCUCAAGGUCCUAUGUGCCAUUGUUCAUAGCAGAUAACAGUCACAGCUAUUGAUGUUCCUGCAUGCUGGUGGCCUUAGGCAGCCUCUUGGUGUCCCGAAUUUGUUGGUUAUUGCAGACUGACUGAGUGGAGCCACUGGUGUCCCAUGCUUGCCAGCCCUUGUGAAGAUUUCACACGUUUCUGCUUUUCCUGUCUGUUAUACAGGUACAGCAUCAUCUUGUUCUUAGAUAUUCCAGUAUCACUGUCACCUGCAGUAGCUCAGGUGUGAAACUAAUGCUACUGCUGGCCAUUGCUGAGAAAGGUAACAUAUGGUUAGGAUGCCCAAACCCAGUGUAAUCCAGCUUUCACUGUGAUAUUAAUGGCUUAGUCUGACCCAAAGCUCUCAGUUUUCCUCCCCCUACUUUUGCCCUUCUUAUCUUCUUGCAGGCUGCCUCAUAACUUAGCGGUUUGCUCAGAAGUUUGGCCCAAGGUUAUGCAGCUGUGCAGUAUCAGAGCUGGGCUUGAGAUGCAUGGAGGCAGCUCAACAGCUGUGGGGGACAGCAAAGGGGAGAAUUACAUGUAGUUGUUUGCAUUAUAACAUUUCUGUACAGACUUUUACUAUCCUUAUCCACUAUAUAUGAUUUUCAUAAUUUCCUCUGUAAAGAAAUGCAAGGCUUAGCAAUUAAGUUUUGUCUAUGAGGUGUAACUAUCCUCCAAUACUUAUACAUACCAUGUUAUUUUUACUGUGGCUCAGUCAUAAUAGUUUACAACUCAUUACAUUUUAUCCCAGUUCAGACCUUCACAUACAUAUGUUUAACCCCCAGCUCUCUCAAAUUUUAACUACUUAGCUACUGACAGCACUUAAUCUCCCACCUGCUUCAAUCCCUCUCUUUUGUUUCCUUUCUUAUUUUAGCCCCCUCCUAAACUGGUUAAAAGAAAUCAGCUGUUCAACACUAGGGCUAUUUGCUUCCCCUCAAGUUGCUCCUUCUCAGAGGACUGUUCCUCCCGUAAAUAAAUAAAACCGAGUUCAUUCAGUUAUUGUAAUUUUAGAACACUUUUUCCAAAGUUUCAGCUAUGAUUGCCAAUCUGGGUGGAUCGAGAUCUUAAGCUGUAAUUCUCAAGGCUCCCUUAAGAACUGUAACAACUUUUACUUUGGGUUCUUAAGUUAUUACUAUUACAUUGGGUAGCUGGAGCAAGCUAUGCAAGACUAAGCCAGGUUAGGUCAUAGGUUAGCUAUCUAGCCAUCAAAAUUUUAUUGGUGACUCCAGUAAAACAGACUAAAGUAAAGAAAAUAGAGUUCCAAACAUGCAAGAUGCAACAAUGAACCCUGUAUAGUUAAUACACAGCUUACGGCCUUGCCAGCAUUAGCAAUGUCGUGUUACUGGCAAGUAACACCCGUGGUACUGCAGGUUGCUGUUCCACCUCUCCUUUGGGAGUCUCCAGCUCCUGGGCUACUGCCUGUGAGUGCAGCAAGGAUGCUGCAAAUACCAUGACAAAGUCAGGCCCCUGAUCAGGACCGAGCAGGGAGUUUCCAUGGAGGCAUUUGCUUUCUAGCCUGACCUUGAAAGCCAUAAAGGUCUGGUCUGUAGUUCUCCAAAGCACUUCACAGUCACUGCUUGCCUCAUUAAAUGUCUAAAAUUAAUGCAAUUUAUAAAAAGACCAAAGCUAUUAAAAUGGAGUGAAAAUCCAAGUUAAAAACCCUUGCAACUUCAGGAGCCUUCAACUCCCCCACCUUGCCUCAGAGUUUGCAUUGCUGCUCUGUGACUCUGUCAGCUGUUGCUUAUUUGAGGAGCUGUAGUAAAAUCUGUUACCCGACAAAAAUAGAAAAUAAGCAAAACUCGAAGCAUAGAACAGCUCUGUUAGCAUGCAAGCAUAUAAACGGAUCUACUAUAGCCAUAGAGGAGGUAAACAACAUGCAGGCCGCACCCCGUUGCUUCCGAGAGAUGAGGUUGUGCUAGGGUGUACUGUGAGCACCAGGUUCAGGCUGAACAGAUGCCAGAGGUUCCUCUUUGGGGCAUUUUGUGUGUCAAAUUCAUGACAGAGUUCAGAAUUACUUGGCCUCUUAGGGGGAUAUCUGAGAAACAUGAACCCUUUUGUAUUUACAGUUGCCCUCAUCUAUUUAAUAUCUUAGAAAACUUAACCUAUUAGUAACACAAUAGGUCCCCUUCAAUUUUGUCUCCAAGGCUUGUUCUUUUUUGUCUGAUUUCAAAUGCAAUACUUGGUCCCUUAUUUCAUCAACCAUAUCUGAAUUGGAUUCUUCUUUUCUCAUUCUACCUCUUUUUCUCAUGUUGCUGCUUCUAUCUGAGUUUUGUUGGUUUUUUUAAUCCUAUUGUAGUAUCUUCGAGUCUUUGACACAGGGCCACCUGGGAAUGGGCUAUCCAAAAAACACAUGACAGGGUUGUAGACCAGUCCCUGACCUGUCACUGCUUCUUAAAGCUACUAAUAUCAAGGUUAACUUUUCAGCCCAUUAUUUUCAAUAUGGUCCUAAUAUUUUCUUUAGUCUAUUUUUAGUAGUGUGACUAAUUUCUUUCUACAAGGCUGUAGGACUGCAGGUGAUAUGAUAUACGCAGUCCUUGGUUAAUGCCCAGGUUACUCAUUAAGGCUUGAGUGACUUCACUUACAAAGCUCUCUCCUCUGUCUCGUUCUACCUCUGUUAAUGUCCCAUACCUAUGGACAAUUUCCUGUAACAGCAUUUUUACCGUUCCGACAGUUGUAUUCCUUUUAGAUAGAAGAAGCUCAACCCAUCUUAGAAACACAUUCAUGGUGACAGAGAUACCAAUACCCUCCUUUAGUAUGUUGAACUGGGUGAUCCCUUUGCAGUAUUUGUCACAGUCCUUUGUAUAGACAGUAUAGUAUAGUUGGCAGCUUUCUUUUACUAGUUCACUUUUGCAUCAUUGCACACCUUAUACAGUGUUUAUUCAUAUCCUCUAAAUCUUGCUUCAUAUGGGGCCAAAUAUAAAUUCUUUGCACUCUUUUUAGAGUACCUUUUACUCCAUUAUGUAACUUAGUACAGCAGUCUAAGAUGACUUGCUCUCAUUCCGCCAGCCACAGUAUCCAUCCCAUCUUCUCUUUUAGCUGAUUCCUGGUUGGGGCUGCAGUAAAUAACAUUGAGUCAAUUUAUCUACUUGCUCACUAAAUUGUUUCUCGGUAUUGCUUUCAGUCUUCCCAUAUGUUACGUAUAUUUUAUUCCCACUCUUCCUCUGAGUUUGUAAAAUAGACCUCCUGUUUUCUUCAUGGGUGACUGAUUCUGUGCUUGCCUUCAGUAAGCACAGUAUUUUAUUCUAUUAUCAGCACAGUGGCUCUCUGUAGAUAGAUAUUAUGCAAAGGUGUUUAUGUCUUUUACUGGCAGGCUGUAAGCUCCUUGACAUAAUUUUUUCUCUAGUUUCCCCACUAUUUGUUCCUUCAUUCCACUGAUAGCAGCAUCUUGGAUUAUUUUUCCUCCUUGAUCAAAUUUAGCAUUCCCAUGGGUGCACAAUACCUUUGGUUUAUUACAGGUUUCCCUAAAAUAGUUAUCCACAUUAAUAUUCAUUUCUUCUCCUUGUGCUUUAGAGAAGAGCAUGAGUAGGCUAGGCUACAACUGAACCAUUGAGGGUGAAAUCCUCAAAGACCAUCACAGCCCAGGCUCUAACCAGACUUUAUCUUGGCCAGAGAAAUUUUGGUCCAGCUCCUGUGGAAGACUCAUGCUACUGGGUAUCCAUUUCCCUUUACUAUUUUUAUAUAAUGGUACUGCUCCUGCAGAAUCACUUCAUGUUGAAAUUCUUAUUACAAAUAACUUCCCUUUGACUGGGAAUUUUAGUGCAGAAGCUUUUCAAGCAGCUUCCUUCACAUUAGAUAAAGCAUCAUCCUGCUCCUUGCUUCAGCUCCCUUGCUGAAUCUUUUUCUUUUAUCUCCAUAAUGCUAUGCUGCUACUUGCUAAGAUGCAUAUGCUGCCAUAAGAUACUAGCACAGAUAUAGAUAUGCUGCCAUAAGAAAUUAAAAACUCUCAGUACUCUUCAGAGUUCGACUGCUACGUGGGAGUCUUUAUUUCACAGAAAGCUUAACCUUUCUACCAUCUAUCCUUGUUGUUGUUUCUCCAGUUCCAAUUCCCAAACAGCUAACAUGGGGUUGCAUUACUUUUGCCAUAUUCAAAUUGACUUUAAAUCCCAUUUGGUCUAUUAAUUUUAAAACUUCUCUUAUUUACCUCUUCUGUAGCUGCCAUCAUAGAGUCAUAGAAUUAUUUGGAUUGGAAGAGACCAUGAAGGUCAUAUAGUCCAACCCUCCUGCAGUGAGCAGUCCCCCAAAUAUCAUUCACAUAGGACAAUUUCUUGUCUUUGUCCCCUGGAUACCAUCAUUCAAACACUUUCCUAACACAAGCAUGUGCAGCAGGGCAGGUGCUCAGCCCUGUGGGAUGCCAGUAAAGGUAUAAUGUUUGUCUCUUAAUGUGAAAGCAAUUCUGUAAAUUGCUUCUUCCCCUCCGUUUUGCCAUAUGGGAGUUUGCUGUGAAUCACAGGGGUGCAUUUGUGCCGUUAGCUCUCCUAAUUCAUCCAUUGUCCAAGGACCCUGACUCAGGUUUGGCAUUGCCAGGGCUAAUGGAGGUACCUGCUCUCUGUUGGGAGUGGGUGGUUGUUACAUGGCAUCAUGUCCUACUGACGUUGGAGCAGCUCGCCAUCAGUUCAUUAAAGACUCUCCACCUUCCUCAAGCUCAUGGACUGAUGUCAAUGCUGCCAGUUGCAUCCUUGUCUUACCCUUCUGCUGGGGAAUUCAGUUUAAUGCCCAUGAUGGCAUGAUUAAAUGCUCAUUAGGAAGGUACCCAAUGUGGAACAAAUGAAAGCUGGUGAAGCACAUGCUCUAAUCAACUUACUGCUUAAUUCCCAUUUAGUUCAACACUUGAAGCAGUUUCUCCAAGUCCUACACUCCACUGUUGCACCUUCUUUCAGUGGCUUCACAUCUGCAGCUACCUGUCUUGGGGUCACUUUUUAGAUUGUAGCAGCUAUAGCAGUUUGAUCCGCCGUACCUGUCUGCCUUGGGAUGGCACUUGUGGUCUUCGUGGGAUAUGCUGCUAAUCUCAAUUUCUCUUUCUUUCCCAUUGGCCCAUAUCAUCCUUGAAAUUGUCUUCCUCUGAUGGCUCCCAAUCCAGUUCUCUUCACCACUUCCUGCAGCUACAGCAGUUAUUUUUAAGUUUUGCAUCCCAAUCUGCUUUUGCAAGUGUCUAAUUUUAGCUUUGCGUUUACUAUGAUCAGGUCCCUUUUGGGAUCUCCCUUGCUCCAGGGUGAAUCACUGCACUAUCUAUGUUAAUCCCUCUCCCUAGUAGUGCAGUUUUUCCUUCUCUUUUCCUAAAUUAAUCUGAUUUUCUAAUUGCCAUUGUACCUCCCUUUUGCCUUUUUGGGCCACUAGAUGGUAUUCCUUUUCUAAUGACAAACUUAUUUCAAGUCACUGAGUAGACUCUUUUAAAAGACAAUUUUCCCACUGAAGCAUCUGAUAUUCUGAUGUUGCCUUGGCUCAGUCGGCACAGAUUAUUGCUGCUUCCCAUACCAGUACCACUAACAGAAGCAGCAUAUCCUCAAGCCUCCCUUCAUCCUCUCUCCUGUAUCAGGGAACAUUUGGUCUCUAUCACUCAUCAGCUUCCUGUGGGCUGGAGAGGCACCCACAGCCCUUGCUGUAAUCUCUGAUAUUGUUGGGAUUUCCUGUAGCCCUCCGGUAUUCCUGAUUGUAGGCAUUUUUUUAAGUCUUUUUACAUUUUUCCCAUGCUUUCAGUUUUGUCUUAAGGUAUUCCUUAAGAAUUGUGCACGAGGCUGGUCAGAUUUAUAGAGUUGCCUUGAAUAAGAUACCUCAUAAGAAAAGACUUGGAGGAUCUACCCAGUCAUAGUCUCCACCAAAAGAUGUAAUAAACUCCCUUUUCCUGACAAUGGAGCAGAUUUGUAGGAUUACAUGGUUGUUUAGAGCUAAGCAUGAGUACGUGGUCUUUAGGUGGGUCAUGGAUGCCUUCAUGCCAUUUCCUCAGACCUCACAAAAUCUGGCUGCAAGCUCUAUAAAAAGUCACUUGAAGAAAGCUGAGGUGAUGGGUUAGCCCAGGUUGAACUUCCGUAGAUGGAGGAUGGGCUGAUGAAGGAGGAAUAAAGGAGAAAAGCCUUCCUCUGAGCUAGGCCCCACUGUACCCUCUGGUAUCUGCUUGUCCCAGUGCCUCACUGAGUGAUCUCUUGCUGUUGUUGCUGCUUCUGCUGUGGGUGGAUCUGUUGUCUGUCUCUCUGUGUAAAGAAAUAUGAAAUGGAAUUAUUUUUCAUUUUGUAAUUGUGCUGCUGCUGACAUGAUAGUAAGAAUAAAAAAUUAUAUAUU